AUGGCACAGAAAGGCAACAGAACACCCUUAUGUGAACAAACUAGUGAUAUCUCUAAAUCUAAUAAUAACAAUAAAACACAAAUUAUCGAUAAGAAUGUACAUUCGAAUAACUCAUCAUUGGGUAAUAGUCGACGCCGUGCUGUGGAAAAUUUUAUUAUUGCUUGGUUGAAUCCAGACAUGGAUGAAUCGAAUGAAGCAACGCAAAAAUCCAUCAGUGAUCUUCGACGAGUCGUAAAUUCUGUUAAAAUAUUUAGUAAUGCCGAUCGAUGUAUUAUGUUUGUGUCUGAUGUCAGAGAUGAAAAAGUAUUUGUCAUUGUUUCUGGAACAAUCAAUCCACUAUUCAUUUCUUUAAUCGCCGACAAAAGUCAAUUGGCUUCGAUAUAUCUCAUUGGUAAUGAUGAGAACGAACUUCAACAAUGGACUGCACAUCAUCCAAAAAUCAAAGGAGCAUUUAUGAAGCUCGAAGACUUAUGCAACCACCUGAAAAAUGAUGUUCGACAACGUGAAAACGAUUUAAUGUCAAUCAGUAUUAUUUCUUCGUCUUCAGAAACUAAUCUUAAUGCUCUUGAUCCAUCUUUUAUGUAUUCUCAACUGCUCAGUGAAAUUCUUCUUCAAGACGUAUCUACGUUACAGAAAAAGAAAGAUUUUAUAGAUUUUUGUCGUUACUCAUAUGAAGAUAAUAGUCGAGAAUUGAAAGUAAUUAAUGAACUCGAACAGAAAUACCCUAAUCCAUCGUUGAUAUGGUGGUACACUCGUGAUUGCUUUGUUCAUUCGAUGUUGAACAAAGCUUUGAGAACACAAGAUAUAGAAGUAAUCAUGAAAAUGGGUUUCAUUAUUCGAGAUCUUCAUCGAAAUAUUGAACAAAUUCAUCAAGAACAAAAUCGUCAAGAACCAUUGUUUGUUUAUCGUAGACAAGGAAUGUCACAUGCUGAGUUCAAUUUGAUCAAAAAAAGUAAAGGAGGUCUUCUCGCUUUUAAUAGCUUCUUGUCAACGAGCACUAAUCCAGAUGUGGCGCUUAGCUUUGCUAAAGAUUCCAGAAACAGUUCAGAUUUCACUGCUAUUUUCUUUCGAAUUCACAUCGAUCCAAAAAUGUCUACUACACCUUUCGUUUCUGUUGAUCAGGAACACGGUUACUUCAAAGAUCGAGAAAAAGAAAUCCUCUUUUCGAUGCACACUGUCUGUCGCAUUGGUGAAACAGAAGAAAUCGAAAAUCGAAUUUUUCAAGUUAACCUGACUUUGACUAACGACAAUGAUCCUCAAUUAACUCAACUUAUUGAACAUAUUCGACAGGCGACGCAAGGACCCUCUGGACUUCAUCGAAUGGGUCAACUAAUGUGUUACAUGAGUGAAUUGGAUAGGGCCGAAGAAGUUUAUACAACACUUAGUGAAAUAAUACCGGACGACGAUCGACAACAACUCUCCCUUCUUCAUCAUCAACUUGGAUAUAUCAAAAAACAGAAAAAUGAUUUGACAAGUGCACUCUCUCACUAUGAAAAAUCCCUUGAUAUCAAAUCAACCUAUCUGUCGUCCGAUGAUCCUCAACUCUCUCCGACUCAUUGCAACAUUGCUUGUGUUCUUCAAGAUCAAGGUGAUCUCGAUGGUGCAUUAGAACACUUGAAAUAUGCUUUGAAGAUCGAUCUUCGUGCACCCAAACCCGAUCAACUAGGUAUUGCCACUCGAUACAACAAUAUUGGAUCGGUACUCGAAGAUCAAGGCAAUUACGAAGAGACACUGAUAAGCUAUGAGCGAGCACUUGAAAUUCAAAUCGCUCGUCUUCCAUUACAGAAUCCAUCAGUGGCCACCACUUACAAUAAUAUUGGUCUGUUAUAUCGAAAGAUGGGAGAUAAUACAAGUGCCUUAUCUUUCUAUCAGAAGACACUGGAGAUUUUUGAAAGAACUCUUCCAGCUCAUCAUCCAUCGCUGGCUGUCAGUCAUCACAAUAUGGCCAUGGUCUUAUUUGAUCUUCAUGAAACUAAAAAAGCCAUUGUACAUGCUGAAAAAGCUUUGAAUAUUACACGUCAUACAUUUGGUCAUACUCAUCCAAACACUCAAAGACGUCAGGCUUACUUUGAUGAACUUCGUCGCAGCUUAUGA
Messenger RNA from Adineta steineri, 2094 nucleotides. NCBI's taxonomy places the organism in Eukaryota, Metazoa, Rotifera, Eurotatoria, Adinetida, Adinetidae. The record is from the annotation of a GenBank genome assembly.